Molecule: messenger RNA, 1377 nt
Organism: Suillus paluster
Lineage: Eukaryota; Fungi; Basidiomycota; Agaricomycetes; Boletales; Suillaceae
Exons: 11
Coding region: 1-1377 (458 amino acids)
Source: RefSeq, a predicted model, not a curated record
AUGACUUUGGAUUCUGAAUGGGUUGUAGUUCACCGCUUAGCGCUGCUGUCUGGAAUUGAACCCCAGAACAUACACUGCUGCAUACAAUCUUGUAUCGCUUAUACGGGACAAUAUGUUCAUGAUGAAAGAUGCCCCUUUUGCAAUGAAGGCCGAUAUACCAAACACGGACAUCCUCAACGCACAUUCAUGUACAUUCCUCUUAUUCCUCAACUUCAAGCUCUCUUUCAUAAUCCCACCAUAAUUGAACAAAUGGCUUAUCGGCACAACUUUGUACAGAGUGAUAGGCUUAUCAGGGAUGUGUUCGAUGGCAAGUGGUACCACAAACUUCGCUCCCGUCAUGUUGUUGUAGACGGUCCACAUGACAGACGUCGCGGGGGCCCAUCUGCUACUCCCAUCCUUCUACAAAAUUUCAACCUCCCUCCGCAGAUCCGAACUCGCCUAGAGAAUCUCAUCUGCGUUGGAUCUUUCCUUGCUCCCUUCGAUGAUGAGCGUGCUGUUCUCGCCGAUGGAGACGGUGAUAUUGUUGCUAUCGAAAAGCUAUUAAACAUCAAGGGUCACAAUGCAAUACAAGGAGUACAAAAUAUCACUGGCCACGGCAAACCUCGGCCAUCUCUUGACCCUCGCCAUCUGCCUCUUCACUCACACCAGAGCUACCUUAAGACACACAACAAAUUACAGUCAGCCACAACAAGAACAGAGAAAGCGGCCAUUGCCAAGCAGACUGGUAUUCGCGGCCCCCCUGCACUACGACGUGUGGAAUCAUUGGACUACUCAAAAUCAUUUCCAUAUGAAUGGAUGCAUCUGUUUCUGGAGAACAUUGUGCCUACCCUCGUAAAUCUGUGGACUGGUCGUUUUAAAGGCCUUGAUUCUGACGACAUUUGGGAAGAAAUUGGAGCUGAGACAGUGGGCGCCAUCAAGGACAUCCCUGCAGCCUUUGUACGGGCCCUUGGAAAUAUUGCUCAUGACCCAUGGGGAUUUUGGUUCAUGUACCUGGCCCCAAUCAUACUCAAGGAUCGAUUUGAAGAUGUGAAGUACUAUGACCACAUGUGUGAACUUGCAGGGAUGAUGAAGAAAAUGCUGCAAUUCCAGCUUACUCAUGAGGAUCGAUUGUCAACAUGCACCCUCCCCAUCCAUGGUCUACUUCACGUGGCAAGUGGGAUACGCUUCUGUGGACCAGUAUGGACAAGCUGGACAUUUUACAUGGAGCGCUACUGUGGCUUUCUCCAGGCUCACCUGCAUUCGCGCCAAUUUCCUUGGAGUAAUAUCAGUCGGCGGGUGUUGUAUAUGGCCUAUCUGACCCAAGUGACAGUAAAAUAUGACCUUGGCGAAGACUUUCGGUUUUUGAUACAUGUAUGUGCUUGUCUAUCUAUCAACUGA